ACGGUAACGGAAUCGUUUCUUCGUUGAUCUGUUUCCCAGCGACGUGUUUGUUUCUGUAACUGGAUUGGAUUGGAAGCUGAAGAAAUGAAGUUGUUGCCGCGAGAGAUCGAGAAGUUAGAGCUUCAUCAAGCUGGUUUCCUCGCACAAAAGCGUCUUGCUCGUGGUAUUAGACUCAAUUACACUGAAUCUGUAGCACUCAUUGCUACUCAGAUUCUUGAGUUUAUUCGUGACGGCGAUAAAAGCGUGGCGGAGCUAAUGGAUAUUGGAAGACAACUAUUAGGAAGGAGACAAGUUCUUCCUGCUGUUGUACAUCUUCUGUAUACGGUUCAGGUCGAAGGGACGUUUCGUGAUGGUACAAAGUUAGUUACCGUUCAUGAACCGAUUUCUUUUGAAAAUGGGAACCUUGAACUAGCUUUACAUGGAUCUUUCCUUCCAGUUCCUUCACUGGAUAAAUUUCCGGAAGCUCAUGAGGAUGUAAUUCCUGGUGAUAUGAAAUAUGGAGAUGGAAGUAUAAUAAUAAAUCAUGGAAGGAAAGCAGUAGUCCUUAAAGUAGUGAACACUGGAGACAGACCAGUGCAGGUUGGAAGUCAUUACCAUUUCAUUGAAGUGAAUCCAUUGUUGGUGUUUGACAGACGUAAAGCUCUUGGUAUGCGUCUGAAUAUAGCAGCUGGAACAGCUGUACGAUUUGAGCCUGGAGAAAGAAAAAGUGUUAUACUUGUGAAUAUUGGUGGAAAUAAAGUGAUUAGGGGAGGAAAUGGAAUUGUUGACGGUCUAGUUGAUGAUGUCAAUUGGACAGUUGUAAUGGAAACAAUGGAGAGAAGAGGCUUUAGGCACCUGGAAGAUGCUGAUGCUAGUGAGGGGAUCGUAGGGGAAGAUCCUAGAUUUACGACUACAAUUUCGCGUGAAAAGUAUGCAAAUAUGUAUGGUCCUACCACUGGCGAUAAGCUUCGGCUAGGUGAUACCAACUUGUACGCAAGAAUCGAAAAAGAUUAUACUGUUUAUGGAGAUGAAUGUGUAUUUGGAGGUGGGAAAGUUUUAAGAGAAGGCAUGGGUCAAGGCAUAGAGCAAUCUGAAGCUCUUUCCUUGGAUACUGUCAUUACCAAUAGUGUGAUAAUUGAUUAUUCAGGAAUAUAUAAGGCAGAUAUUGGCAUUAAAAAUGGUCAUAUUCUUGGUAUUGGGAAAGCAGGCAAUCCGGAUACCAUGCAUGGUGUGCAGAGCAAUAUGCUUAUUGGGAAUAAGACUGAGGUUAUUGCUGGAGAAGGAAUGAUUGUAACUGCAGGAGCUAUUGAUUGUCAUGUGCAUUUCAUAUGCCCUCAAUUGGUCUACGAAGCAGUAUCGAGCGGCAUUACAACUAUGGUUGGAGGAGGGACAGGGCCUGCUUACGGUACACGUGCUACUACCUGCACCCCUUCUCCGUUUGAUAUGAAGUUAAUGCUGCAGUCCACAGAUAGCCUGCCACUAAACUUUGGGUUUACAGGAAAGGGAAAUACAGCUAAACCCUUAGAGCUUCGUCACAUAGUAGAGGCUGGAGCAAUGGGAUUGAAGCUGCAUGAGGACUGGGGAACUACUCCUGCUGCAAUAGACAAUUGUUUGGCAGUUGCAGAAGAAUAUGAUAUCCAGGUGAACAUUCAUACUGACACGUUAAAUGAAUCGGGUUUUGUGGAGCACACGAUCAAUGCAUUUCGUGGGAGAACAAUACAUACAUAUCACAGCGAAGGUGCUGGUGGUGGACAUGCGCCAGAUAUCAUUAGAGUUUGUGGAGUAAAAAAUGUACUCCCGUCAUCAACCAACCCAACACGGCCAUAUACGAAAAAUACUGUGGAUGAACAUCUUGAUAUGCUGAUGGUUUGCCAUCACCUUGACAAGAACAUCCCAGAAGAUGUAGCUUUUGCUGAAUCAAGGAUAAGAGCUGAAACAAUAGCUGCAGAGGAUAUAUUGCAUGAUAUGGGAGCAAUCAGCAUUAUCUCCUCCGACUCACAAGCAAUGGGUCGCAUUGGAGAGGUAAUAAGCAGAACUUGGCAGACUGCUGACAAGAUGAAGGCUCAGAGGGGAGCCAUUGAUCCUAACAUGGCUGAUGAUGAUAACUCGAGGAUCAAGAGAUACAUUGCAAAGUACACUAUAAACCCAGCUAUAGCCAAUGGGUUUGCGGACUUAAUUGGCUCGGUUGAGGAGAAGAAGCUGGCUGAUCUCGUUAUAUGGCAGCCGGCUUUCUUCGGAGCAAAACCAGAAAUGAUAAUUAAAGGAGGCAAUAUAGCCUGGGCUAAUAUGGGCGAUGCAAAUGCGAGCAUACCCACUCCUGAACCGGUGAUAUCAAGACCUAUGUUUGGAGCAUUUGGAAAGGCCGGAAGUGAAAACUCGGUUGCAUUUGUCAGCAAGGCUGCCUUGAGAAAUGGGGUAAAAGAACUAUAUGGACUCAAGAAGAGGGUUGUAGCGGUGUCCAAUGUGAGACAGCUCACAAAACUCGACAUGAAGCUGAAUGAUGCGCUUCCGGACAUCACCGUGGACCCAGAGACAUACGUUGUCACAGCAAAUGGCGAGGUCCUUACAUGUGCGCCAGCCGAUUCAGUCCCUCUCUCCCGGAACUAUUUCCUCUUUUAAGGUUGUUGAAAUUUCAGUUGCUUUUGUGCAUUAUAUCGGCGGCAUUGCUAACUACAAUGAGACACCCCUAUAGCAAGGAUACACGGAUAGGUCACAUCCCUUAUGUUCAUUUGUAACAUUAAGCUUCUCUGAACAAACAAAAGAAUAGUGAGAGAAACAAAUAAAAAUUGGAAAGGGAU
This is a messenger RNA of Arabidopsis arenosa, 2777 nucleotides long. The record is from the annotation of a GenBank genome assembly. NCBI's taxonomy places the organism in Eukaryota, Viridiplantae, Streptophyta, Magnoliopsida, Brassicales, Brassicaceae.